GGCAUGCUUAUGAAGAAAUCUGCUACGACCUACAGAUCGAUUGCAGUAUUCCAAAUUGCAAUCAAUGAUAAAAGUUAUUGAUUCCUGGAUCUAUUUUCUCACGUUUGGAACUUUGAAUCCACCCAGAUUUCUGAGCUGCAUUCAAAGUUUCAAAAUACUUUGAACCUUGCAAACUUUCAGUUCUGAUCUGCUAGUUCGUAGUGUCGAAUUUCCUACAACUCUCAUAUUUUACUAUAUUCAGUUUAGGUCGCAAUCAAUUUUUAAAACUAUCGAAUUGUUCUUUGCGUCUACAUUGCUUAUCCUGAACUCACGGAACAGAGAGCGACAUUACAAUGGACGUGACAUGGCGGGCUCACCUCCUUCCGAAAGAAACCUCGCUUAUUGCCAUAGACGUGUUCACUAGAACGCAAGAUGAUCAAGAGCUGCACGGCUUUCAAAAUGGGCAGAUUUAUGGCUCUUCUGUGGCAUCAAAAUACCUCAAUAAGCAUCUUGAAGGUAGCGAUUGCGUUAUCCGACUGUUGUUGCCAACGGUCAGUGGAUACCUUGUCCAAUCGGACUUUCUAGACAGGCGCCUAGUCGACUGCAACGACGUUGUCAAAAUCCAGAAUUUUACGUCACUUGAUCAACAUUUUGAGGGUGUUAAUAUCAACGCCUAUAAUGCGCUCGGUAUUUCCGAAAUCUCGAAAAAUGCUAUUGGGGCCAUAGCCACAUCGUGUACAAGCAGAGCUUGGUCUGAGGCUAAUGCAUUAAAGCUGGAUGAGGAGCUGACGAGACGGUUUUCAUUCGCAUGGCAUUCUGCAGAACAGACCCCAAAGCGGCGCCUUGCAGUGAUCCGUCCCGGUCCUCCUUCGCACCGACUCAGUCUCUCGAAGCUUGAGGAUCUUGCGAUAGCGGCUGCAUCGCUUAAUAUUGUACUCAUAUUUUUUGAUGAUCUGUGUCACGGGUUGGCAGGUGCUGAGUGGGCACAUUUGCGCGAGGACUUCGUUCCUAUGGAUAUGGCCCUAGACGAAGACAUGCCUCAGCGGAUUGCUUCGGCAGUCUCUGCCUAUCCAAAACAAAUCGAUGGAAUUAUUGGCAUGUACGAACCUCUUCUAACUAUAGUUGCAGAGGCAGCUACUUUGCUAGGAUUUUCUACCUCAUCCCCAAAAUCUGUGUCUAUGGCACGUGAUAAGUAUCAAACCCGCCAAUUCAACCAAAGUCUCUUCUGUUACCGAAUACAAAAUAUUUCAGAUCUUGAAGACGUUAUAGCUCGCUAUAGAACUGUUGCCCCGCUAUCCCUCCCACUCAUUGUAAAACCAGCGAAUGGGUGGGCUUCAGAGGGGGUUUGUAAAGUAACAUGUGAGGACGAACUGAGAGACGCAGUGCUUCGAUUGUGGCAACCUCCCUUCUCAGAAAAGUACGGUCGGGACACCCAUGGCUUAGUUUUGGUUGAACCAUAUGUGGAUGGCCCAGAAGUUGACGCUAAUCUGGUUCUGGUCGAUGGAGAGAUUGUUUUCUUUGAAGUUAACGAUGACUUCCCAAGCUCCGGUGAUAGCGAUGGACAAGGAUUUGUUGAAACCUUGAAUGCCAUGCCUUCUGCUUUGCCAGAGAGUGAGAUUGAUGCUCUUCGACUCAGGUCACAUGCUACUGUAUUAGCCAUGGGUUUCAAAACGGGUAUUUUCCACGUGGAAGCCCGAGUUCAUAAUUCCACGUUUGAUUUUACCACGGGAAACGAUAAUGUCCUAGACCUUUCAGUGAGACCGGAGAUCGCAAAGAGCAAGAAUAAAACUCCUACAGUGUUCAUACUCGAGGUUAAUCCGCGACCACCAGGAAUGCGUACACAUACAGCCAUUGCUCGAACAUACGGAGUGUCCUAUCGCAGCAUAGCGCUUCUCACUGCUCUUGAAGACCAUGAGAGGUUGCGGGCCCUGGCGGUCCCUUUCGUUGGCGGCGCUCAAUACGACAUGCAAGUCUUGUUUAUAGCAGCACAGAAAGGUGGAGUCUAUCAGUCUGGGGAUGUUUGUUCAGCCAUAUUAGAGCGUGAGCCACACUUAAGCGGCCACGUCAAACAGUCCAUGGGAUUUCUUCACAAUGGACAAGAAGUUCCUGACCCAAGGGGUCGAACAACCGGAAUUGCUUGCUUUUGGAUUGCUUCUCGAGGGGGGAGACGAGAGGCUAGGCUCAUUAGUGAGAAAAUCCAAGAGUUGGUUUGGGAACUCACGGAUGGGUUUUAAAGUUACAGUUACUAUAUAGGCCUUGACCAAUGAAAUGAACCUGGUUUGCUUUGAAUUGCGAAGGAAAAGACGGAGAUUUAGCCGCCACGCUUCCUUGUAGAGCUUUGUUAGAUAUAGACAUCAUCAUAAAACUAGUUCUCCUCAAUAUUGUCGAGACGAAUAUCGAAACAUUUUCUACUUCUUCUUCUUCUAACUCUUAGCAUUUAGCCAAUUUCCUAUCUUCAGUUAUAGUUUCUUUUUCCAUUUCAGUAAAAUAAUAGAAUUUUCUAUCACCA
This is a messenger RNA of Botrytis cinerea B05.10, 2488 nucleotides long. RefSeq lists its product as hypothetical. Bases 333 to 2213 code for a protein of 626 amino acids. Gene Ontology annotation, molecular function: metal ion binding; ATP binding. Lineage: Eukaryota; Fungi; Ascomycota; Leotiomycetes; Helotiales; Sclerotiniaceae. The transcript has a single exon. The record is from RefSeq and is a predicted model, not a curated record.